Messenger RNA from Chelonoidis abingdonii (Abingdon island giant tortoise), 1436 nucleotides. RefSeq names its product H-2 class II histocompatibility antigen, E-S beta chain-like. Gene Ontology annotation, cellular component: membrane; MHC class II protein complex. The record is from RefSeq and is a predicted model, not a curated record. Gene Ontology annotation, biological process: immune response; antigen processing and presentation. Lineage: Eukaryota; Metazoa; Chordata; Testudines; Testudinidae.
GGACAGAGAAGGUCUCAGGCUGGGGGGUCCCGAGGAGUUUCCAAGUCUCUCCCUUCUGAGCAGCGAUGGGGGCAGGUCGGAUCCUGGAGGCCGGGGCUCUGCUAGUGACACUGAUGGUGCUGAGAACCCACCUGGCUCAUUGCACGGAGCCCGAAGGGCGGUUCCUGCUCCAGGCGAAGCACGAGUGUCACUUCACCAACGGCACCGAGCGGGUCCGGUACCUGCACCGCUACAUCUGGGACCGGCAGGAGUUCGUGCACUUCGACAGCGACCUGGGGGUGUUCGAGGCGGACACGGAGCUGGGGCGGCCCGACGCCGAGUACUGGAACAGCCGGCCCGAGAUCCUGGCGGACGCGCGGGCUGCGGCGGACCGGUUCUGCCGGCACAACUACGGGGUGGAGAAACCUUUCACCAUCGACCGGAGAGUUCAGCCUGAGGUGACAGUUUUCCCCACGAAAUCGGAGUCCCAGCCCCACUCCCACCUGCUGGUUUGCUCCGUGGCGGGGUUUUACCCCGGGGGGAUCGAGAUCAAGUGGCUGAAGAACGGGCAGGAGCAGACGGCCGGGGUGGUGUCCACGGAGCUGCUCCAGAACGGAGACUGGACCUUCCAGAUCCUGGUGAUGCUGGAGAUGAGCCCCCAGCGCGGGGACGUCUACACCUGCCAGGUGGAGCACAUCAGCCUGCGGGACCCCAUUGCCGUGCACUGGGAGGCGCAGUCUGACUCCGCCAGGAGCAAGAUGCUGACGGGGGUCGGGGGCUUCGUGCUGGGGCUGAUCUUCCUGGCGCCCGGACUCCUCAUCUACCUGAAGAAUAAGAAAGGGCGCCCCAUUCCCCAACCUGCAGGGCUCCUGAGUUAGAUCCUGGGCGUCAGAUCCCCCGGCCGGCAGGAGUUUCCAUCCGUCUCCCCAGCACCUCACCCAGCCCGGAGAAUGCAGAACCUGGGGCCGGUCCCUUCCUGUCCCCAUCUGCUCCCUGCGCUCUGCCCGGCUCCAGCCCGCACUGCCCCCGCCUGGGGACCCGUCCCUGCCCCUCGGUCCCAGCAAGACCCUGGGGCGACCCUGUCACGCUGUUGAGUGGGUUACGAGUGUGGGGACCAAUCUCAGGGCACAGUACCUAGGGCACCAACCCCAAAUUGGCUGAGUUCUGUACUGAGUUUUAACCAUAGUAUCAAGUGUGAACUCCACAGGCCCUGUAACAAUGUAUCCGCGGAGUCACAGACAGUCCGCUUGGGCUCAGAUCUGUCUGGCCAUCCCGGCCAGCCUGCCCUUGUGAUUGAUUGAUCGUCCCUUCCACCGCAAAUCACAGUGACAUUCGGUCACUCCCUGUCCCAAAGGAGCAGUCGCUCACCCCAGGGCAGCGGCACCUUCGAUCUCACUGCACAGACAACGCUUGCAGCCAACCCUGUAAUAACCUCAGUAAAGAUUUGUUAAUGAAGA